Molecule: messenger RNA, 2931 nt
Organism: Sungouiella intermedia
Lineage: Eukaryota; Fungi; Ascomycota; Pichiomycetes; Serinales; Metschnikowiaceae
Source: the annotation of a GenBank genome assembly
AUGUCCGACUCAGACGAGAACGACAGGUACCGUCGCUACCCACAGACAAGUGGAAUGUACAACUAUUCACGAGAAACUGAUGAAAACCAAUACUUGCACACGCCGCCUGCUGCUUACAACACAGGCCGUUCAGAGGAAGACUUGCUAGACUACUAUGAUGAUGAUCGGCCAUCGAAUAUUUUCAACACUUCUCAUUCCAAUACGAAUUUGGGAAGACCUCCCCCAGGGAUCGACACUCAGAAUCCUUUUGGCGAAGAUGACUACGAAAUGGGUGUAUUCCAGAGAAAUCCCAGCUAUGCCGGUCAGCUGGAGUAUCUGGACUACCCGGCCUACCAGGGGUAUCAUGGAUACCAAGGUUACAACCAACUGGCGGGCCAGUUCGAUAAGGCUUUUGUCCCUCAUGCCUAUGAUGACGAGGAUGAAGAUGAGUUUGAUCGCGACAUCCAGUUCAAUAACAUCGAGGGUGACCACUUUGACCUUCAAUCGGUAUUUGUACCUGAAGUAGUACAAGAUCGAGAGAUUCCUGAGACGGAAACGUUCUAUGAGGAGAGUGAGUCUCCAUUCAGCGAGUCAGUGCCUGCGCUCUCAAUGCCUCCUGCCGAGGAAGAGGUGAGAACAAAGCCUAAUGAGGCAAUUUUCAAAGGCGUGAGAGGUCAUUUGGUGUUGGAUUGUCCUUUGGCUACCGAAUUAUUGAGUAAGUUUCCAGGGUACGAUCCAAAUGCUAAAAACUACGGUCUUAUGAGAGAAUUCUCCCACAUGAGAUAUACCGCUGUCACAUGUGGCCCCUCUAACUUCUGGAGAGAUGGGUAUAUCUUGCGUCCGAUCCAUUAUCCUGUGAAGCGUGAGACAGAGUUGAUGAUUGUCAUUACCAUGUAUAACGAGGAUGACAUUUUGUUGGCCCGUACAUUGAAGGGUGUGUUCAAGAACAUCAAGCAUUUUGAAUCGAGAACUAACUCACCUAUCUGGGGUAAAGACUCCUGGAAGAAAAUUGUGGUGUGUGUGGUCAGUGACGGUCGAUCCAAGAUUAACGAGAGAGCUCAAGCACUCUUGGCAGCCUUGGGUGUUUACCAAGAAGGAUUGGCCAAAUCGAGAAUCGAUGACAAGAAAGUGAAGGCCCACAUUUAUGAAUAUUCCACAAAGGUGGGUAUUUCCGAGGUCACUGACACGGUGAAAUUGAGAACAGAAAAGGUUGUCCCCGUUCAAAUGAUGUUCUGUCUUAAAGAAGACAAUACCAAGAAAAUCAACUCCCACAGAUGGUGUUUUGAGGCUUUUUCCCAGAUUCUCAACCCUAACGUGGUUGUUUUGCUUGAUUGUGGUACUCAACCUUCGGGUAAGUCUCUUUACAAAUUGUGGAAAGAGUUCGACAGAGACCCUCAAGUCGCAGGCGCGUGUGGAGAAAUCAAAGCUUCGUUGAAAAAGAAGCAGAUACUCACCAAUCCUUUGGUUUACGGCCAAAACUUUGAGUAUAAGAUUUCAAAUAUAUUGGAUAAACCAACAGAAUCGGUUUUUGGAUUUAUCUCUGUCUUGCCUGGUGCAUUCUCUGCUUAUAGAUAUGUGGCAUUACAGAAUGAUGCUAAUGGACGUGGUCCCUUGGAAAAGUACUUUAAGGGUGAAUUCUUGCAUGGCAGUGGAGAGCUAGAUCCAAAUGACGAUGAGUACGAGCUUAAGAAGAGAAUGUUGAGUCAAGAAGCAGGAAUUUUCACGUCGAAUAUGUAUCUUGCCGAGGACAGAAUCUUGUGUUACGAAUUAGUCGCCAAACGUGGAUGUGCAUGGUUGCUUAGAUAUGUCAAAUCUGCAAGUGCCGAAACAGAUGUUCCCGAGGGAUUGGCAGAAUUCAUCUUGCAAAGAAGAAGAUGGUUGAACGGUUCGUUCUUUGCGGCAAUUUACUCUUUGGUUCAUUUCCCCAAGGUGUGGUCGUCGCUGCACAGUUUUGGCCGCAAACUCUUUCUCCAUAUUGAAUUCUUUUACCAGUUUAUUAAUUUGGUCGUUUCGUGGUUCUCGAUUGGAUCAUACUUCUUGGUGUUCCGUAUAUUAACCACUUCGCUUUCUGCAUCUGACCUUAAUUUCGCUCCAGGAAAUGUGUUAUCUGUGAUUUUCCUUUGGUUAUAUUUGGCAUCCAUUGUGACAACAUUCGUUUUGAGUUUUGGAAAUACACCCAAAGGAACAGAGAAAUUUUAUGUUGUCAUCGUAUUGUUUUUUGCUAUCUUGAUGGUUUACAUGAUCUUUGCCGCCAUAUUCAUGGCUGUGCAUGCUAUCAAAGCAAUCUACGACAGCAGUACCGAAAUCACUGUUACACUAUUCUUCAAGAAUGCACAGUUCCGUGAUUUGGUGGUUGCCACAAGUUCAACAUAUGCGUUGUAUUUUUUAGCAUCGUUCCUCUACCUCGAGCCAUGGCACAUGUUUACAUCGUUCAUCCAAUAUCUCUUGCUUUCGCCCGCAUACGUCAAUGUUUUGAAUAUCUAUGCAUUCUGUAACAUUGACGAUAUUUCCUGGGGUACUAAGGGUGACACAGGAGCUAAGGACUUGGGUGUAGUGAAGAGACUCGAGGACGGUAAUUUUAAAACCGAUCUUCCCGUUCUUCAGGAAGAAAUCAACCAGUCCUAUUUGGAUCAGUUAAACAAAAUCAAAAAGCCCAUCGAGGACACAGGAAGCGGAUAUGAGCCUUCCCAUGAGGACUACUAUGCUUUUAUUCGUUCCAUGACAGUUCUUAUAUGGAUGUUCACCAACGGAAUUGUGGUUGCAUUGGUUUUGGAAACGGGAGGAUUUAACCAAUUGUCGAAUUCAACGAACACUACGACCAGAUCUGAGGUCUUCCUUACUGUUAUUCUUUGGACAGUUGCGUUCAUGGCGCUUUUCAGAUUCAUCGGAUGUAUCACUUACUUGAUCAGAAGGUUUCUUGCAUCAUUCAGAUCAAAGAAGGUGCAACGAUAA